This is a messenger RNA of Coregonus clupeaformis (lake whitefish), 750 nucleotides long. RefSeq names its product teneurin-2-like. The transcript has 5 exons. Gene Ontology annotation, molecular function: cell adhesion molecule binding; protein heterodimerization activity; protein homodimerization activity. The annotation marks the transcript as partial. Gene Ontology annotation, biological process: neuron development; heterophilic cell-cell adhesion. Gene Ontology annotation, cellular component: neuron projection. NCBI's taxonomy places the organism in Eukaryota, Metazoa, Chordata, Actinopteri, Salmoniformes, Salmonidae. The record is from RefSeq and is a predicted model, not a curated record.
AUGACCCUCAGACAAACUGUUAUUUACUCUGCUGAGGCGUGUCCAGUGCUGUGUAGUGGUAAUGGUCAGUAUGAUAAGGGAUCCUGUAUCUGCUACAGUGGAUGGAAGGGAGCAGAGUGUGCCGUCCCCACCACCCACUGUAUUGACCCUCUCUGUAGUGGACAUGGGACCUGCACUGGCGGGACCUGUGUCUGCUCCCUGGGGUACAAGGGAGACAACUGUGCCAAAGUGGACUGCCUGGACCCCACCUGUUCUAGUAAUGGUAUCUGUGUGAAUGGGGAGUGCCACUGUAAGCCCGGCUGGGGUGGCCCACACUGUGAGCUGCAGCGGCCACAGUGUCCAGACCAAUGCCAUGGCCAUGGGGCAUUCAUACCAGACACUGGCCUCUGUAGCUGUGACCGCAACUGGAUGGGACCAGACUGCUCUGUAGAGGUGUGUUCUGUGGACUGCGGGACCCACGGUGUGUGUUUGGGCGGAGCGUGUCGUUGUGAGGAGGGCUGGACAGGCAUCGGGUGUGACCAGCGAGUGUGUAACCCACUGUGCAUCAAACAUGGAACCUGCAAGGAUGGCAAGUGUCAGUGUCACCAGGGCUGGAAUGGAGAACACUGCACCAUCGAUGGCUGUCCUGACCUGUGUAAUGGUAAUGGCCAGUGUACCAUGGGGGAGCACAGUUGGCACUGUGAAUGCCAGACAGGCUGGAGGGGUUCCGGAUGCAGUGUUCCAUGGAACCUCCUUGCCACAACACACAUG